AUGAGUGAACUUUGGGAUUUAAUUUUUUCACAGAUAUCGGAAAAUGGGAUUAAAGACAUUGAUAAGAAAGAAUACGAAGGGACGAUCCACUGGAAGGAGGCAAACAAAUUGCUCGAAAGUGAUUGGCUAUUGCUAACUGGGAGGGGAAAAAAAAGAAAGAAAGAAUUGCAAGCAAAAGAGCAUAUUCGAGGGUUUGAGCACAUGAAUUUCCGUAUGGACGUCACUUGCAAAGCAGAGUGGAUAAUCCCCUUUUUUUCGCACGCCAUGUGA
Dovyalis caffra is the source of this 270-nucleotide messenger RNA. Lineage: Eukaryota; Viridiplantae; Streptophyta; Magnoliopsida; Malpighiales; Salicaceae. The record is from the annotation of a GenBank genome assembly.